UGCUUUAGUUGAAGAGGAGAAUAAUAGCAUUGAGGAGAAUAAUAGCAUUGGUAAUGAUGAUGUUACACUUACCGAAUUGAAAGAAAUUAAUUGUCAGCAUGCUAACAUUGAAAAGCAGUUAAAUAAAAUUGUAAAGAUGAUAGCACAUUUAGAUUUACAAUUAGCUGACAUGAGAGACAUUUUUAGUUCACAUCUCAAUAUGAAUCCUAAUAAAGAUGAAUUUGCGGAUAUAAGAAAAAUGGUUCCAAUUAAAAGCGUUGAAGAUUUAAAACAAGUGGAAAAUUAUAUUAAUGAAGAGAAAUAUAAGUUAAUUAUGUUACGAUUUGUUACAAAAAUAGGUGGUGCAACGGGGAAGGAAAAUUUAAAUAGAAUAUAUAAAGUAUUCUUUUCAAAUGAAUUUGCCAUUCAAUGUUCAUGGCUUGGACUGAGAAAUAAUUACAGAAUAUCGGGUUCACCACUAGUAACAUUACUAAAAGAUGUGGUCACAAAGGCAUUUGCUGAUUUUCAGUAUAAAGAUUUUGAACAUGUAUCGUCUGAAUGGUUUCGACAUGGUAAACAACGUUUAGUGAGGGAACAGAACAGCGGUGCGGUGACUGGUAAGAAACAGAAGAUCCAUGGGGAGCAGGACCAGGCGAUAAUAUUUCAUACUCCACUGAAGAUGAUGGCGGUGAUUGACGAGAAACAGAAGAUGCAUGACGAGUAG
Molecule: messenger RNA, 703 nt
Organism: Anoplophora glabripennis (Asian longhorned beetle)
Lineage: Eukaryota; Metazoa; Arthropoda; Insecta; Coleoptera; Cerambycidae
Exons: 6
Coding region: 137-703 (188 amino acids)
Source: RefSeq, a predicted model, not a curated record